Molecule: messenger RNA, 933 nt
Organism: Fukomys damarensis (Damara mole-rat)
Lineage: Eukaryota; Metazoa; Chordata; Mammalia; Rodentia; Bathyergidae
Product: olfactory receptor 7E24
Exons: 1
Coding region: 4-933 (309 amino acids)
Biological process (GO): G protein-coupled receptor signaling pathway
Cellular component (GO): membrane
Molecular function (GO): olfactory receptor activity; G protein-coupled receptor activity
Source: RefSeq, a predicted model, not a curated record
AUUAUGGAAACACAUAAUUUAACCUUUAUCUCAGAAUUCCAUCUCACUGGUUUCUCAGAGGACCCAGAACUGCAGCCCAUCCUCUUUGGACUGUUCCUGUCCAUAUACCUGGUCACAGUGCUCGGGAACCUGCUCAUCAUCCUGGCUGUCAUCUCUGACUCCCACCUCCACACACCCAUGUACUUCUUUCUCUCCAACCUGUCUAUUGUUGACAUCUGUUUCAUCUCCACCACAGUCCCAAAGAUGAUUGUGGACAUCAUAACUCAGACCAGAAUCAUCUCUUAUAUGGGAUGCCUGACACAGAUGUCUCUUUUUAUCAUAUUUAUAUGCAUGGAUGACAUGCUUCUGACUGUGAUGGCCUAUGACCGGUUUGUGGCCAUCUGCCAUCCCCUGCACUAUGCAGUCAUUAUGAAUCCUCGCCUCUGUGUCUGGUUACUUUUGCUUUCUGUCUUUAUCAGCCUUUUUGAUUCCCAGCUACACAACUUAAUUGCCUUACAAUUUACCUGCUUCAGGGAUGUAAAAAUUGCUAAUUUCUUCUGUCAUCCUUCUCAAGUCUUUAGCCUUUCAUGUUCUGACGCUUUAAUCAAAACUAUGGUCACAUAUUUUGUUGGUGCCAUAUUUGGCUUAUUUCCCAUGUUAGGGAUUCUUUUCUCUUACUAUAAAAUUGUUUCUUCCAUUCUCAAAAUGCCAUCAUCUAGUGGGAGGUACAAGGCCUUUUCUACAUGUAGUUCUCAUCUGUCAAUUGUUUGCUUAUUUUAUGGGACAGGAACUGGGACUUACAUUGGUUCAGCUGUGUCAUAUUCUCCCAGCAAGGGAAUGGUGGCUUCAUUGAUGUACACUGCGGUCACCCCUAUGCUGAAUCCCUUCAUCUACAGUCUGAGGAACAGGGACAUCAGCAACACCCUAAAGAGGCUCCACAGUUGGAGAGUUUAA